Molecule: messenger RNA, 2974 nt
Organism: Prionailurus viverrinus (fishing cat)
Lineage: Eukaryota; Metazoa; Chordata; Mammalia; Carnivora; Felidae
Gene: CA1H5orf34
Product: chromosome A1 C5orf34 homolog
Exons: 13
Coding region: 871-2787 (638 amino acids)
Source: RefSeq, a predicted model, not a curated record
UUUUUGUUUUUUACAGCUUUAUUAAGGUAUCAUUUUUGUUUAGAUUAAAUAAGCGUUAGUCCACUAAAAUCCACCCAUGUGGUUAGCUCUUGGCUGAGCUAAUCAGAUGUUGGUCCUCACGGGAGCAGUCACAACCAGGUGCGGCGGGUACCAACCUUUGAGUAUCGGAAGUAAAGAUCAAAGAGGAAGCAACCACAUUCAGGACUGGGAACGCCCACCUCCCCUACUUCCGGUCUCGUCCUUUGCUGGGCGCUCGACGGAUUGGCCCCCGGAGCAGAGGGCGUGCUUGGGCGGGACUUCCGGUCUUUUGGAGAGGAAAGACGCUUCCGCGGGUUGAGGGAAGAUUUGAACUGCUGAUUUCCUGUGUUUAUUUUGCGGGGUGGUGGUUGGCGUUUCAGCUUCUCUCCCGCUACUGACUUGACGAACGUCUCGGCUAAAAAUAUUCUCCCUGUGGCCUUAUUCCUCUGCGCUUGUCACUGUUUUCUCUCAUCAAGAAACAUAACUUGUUGGUAAUUUGUCAGAUUCAUGAAAUAUCCAUCGAGAAGCAGUCGUGGGCAGACUUCAAGCAUUUUGGCAAAUUAAAGCACAGGGGCCGUUGAUUGGCCUUAUUUCCGCGACUUUUCAUCUCAGAAUUGCCGUGUUGAGUCCAAGACGUUGGUGGUUGUUUUGGUGAGGCUUUUUCUGUAACUACAUAUUGCCAUUUUGAAAAAUGAGGUCCAAUUGAUGUCAAGUACAGACUUGUCAAGUACGGAGAUUGUUAAAUAUACUGUGACGUAAUGUACUGGGUGGUGAAAACAAACAGGAAUAAGACGGUAAAGAUGAAGCUGAAAUUCUUCUCCUUGGAAGGACAUUUUAUCCGUAGUCAUAGUAAUGGCAGCUGAAGUGCAAAUGGUACUUUAUGAAGAUGAUUCCGUGCAAGUGCAAUAUGCUGAUGGCUCCAGACUACAGCUUUCUCCUUGUGGCUCUGAAUUUUUAUUUGAAAAGGCACCUCCUGUUUCAGCACAUCCUUUAGAACGACCAGAAAGAAUUCGUCAAAGGACACAUUUUGUUAUCAGCACUUACCGAGAGCAACUACAGCGAGCCCUAGAUUUUCGAAAUUCUUUUGCUACUUGCCCUUUUUUAUCUGAAAGCAUCAUACCUUCUGAAAGAAAAAAGCGUAUCUUCAUUGACUUCUCAGAAGUCAGAUGGCCCAGUCCUGAUACUGAUGAUGGCAUGCUGUGUAUGCAGAGCGGCACUGUGAAGAUAUCAUCAUUAGAUGGGCAUGCAUACCUUUGUCUGCCGAGAUCGCAGCUUGAAUUUACAGUACAUUUUUUGUGUAAAGUAAGCCAGAAGCCAGACUCAUCUAUAGUAUUGUCAGAAAAGAAGAUUCAAGCCAGAAAGGACAAACUAGAUGAAACAGCAGGCAAAAUCUGUACAUACGGAAGUUUAUCAAGACAGAGACUGAAGAAUAAAGAAAACGAACUUUACUAUCAGACCAUGAAAUCCAAGGAACCUUUAGAGAAAAAGAGCUGUGUAAAUGGAGCCGAAGGGAGUGGCGAGCCACCUCUGCCUGGUACAAAACACACGUGUGUAUACACGUGGGUGAAACAAUGCUGGCCUGUGGCCUCCUGUCCAGAGGAAUGGAAAUAUCCCUUGUCUUUAGCACUGCAUUUGCAUGAUAAAAUCAGCAGUGUGUCUAGAAUUGAUGCGGCCAUCACCCAGAAUAAAACUUUGACUUCUGAUAUUUCAGAGGAAAGAGGAAAAGAGGUUUCUGUUCUUCCCAGGGCCCUGUUACUCAGCUGUCCUGUCCCACACCUGCACAGGUGGAAUUUUUGUGAUUCACUUUCACAAGGACAGUUUGAUGAAGAAUAUUCCUAUCCUGAACUAGUGAAAGUAGUUUGGUACAAAGGUGUAACUUAUCGACUUACCCAUAAAAAUGUGAACUCAAUAGAGAUUUAUCCUGGAGAUGGCUCUGUUUUCAAAUCUGAGGGAGCUUAUUUUGGGAGCUAUUUUACUUAUUAUUCCAUUCAGGAAGGAUCAGAAGAGAAAGAAGAGAAAACUUAUUCAGUAAAUAACCUUCCUCCUGAUAGACCAGGAAGUCUGUUCUCUGUGUGUUCUCUAAUUAAACAGGCAACCAGAAUUCUUCAGCACUGUGCGAAGACAAGGCUUUCUUUAAGCCAUAACUAUCGUAUAUGCUGCUGGAAAAUGGUACCUGGGAUAAAUGAUAGCAAUAUACUGCCUUUACUUUUGAGAGAAUCGCUCAUACCCAGCGUGGGAAGAUUUCUUGCAUACUCUGAUGACAAAGUACAUGCUCUCUUUUUAAAUGGCAUUACUCUAACCCUAAAUUGGGAUUUCAGCUCUUUUACUGAAAAGAGACAGGCAAAUCAAGGUCUCAACUUAGCUUGGUGUAAGUUAACUUUUCCUGAUGGGCAAGAUCAGUUAAUUCAGAUUGAACACCCUGGACCAUAUGAAAGAUAUGUGACAGCAGUCAUAUCAUGGUGCAGAAGCCUGACCCAGACUAAUCAGAGAGAGAUGCCCACACAUUCUUCAUCUUCUAUUCUUGAAGAAAAUUGGUCUGUGGCCUCUGAACUUGAAAAGAUAAAGAAGUUUAACUUGUUACUGGAGAAUAGUGGUAUCCUAAACCAGAUUUCCAACAAAGAAAAUGAACAGUCAUCUGAUCAUUAUGAACCAAAACCUUCAGAAACCUUGCUGGAAGAAGUUAAUGAAAAGAGAGUAUCAGUGGCAUUGAAAAAAACCUCUGAAAUCCUUCAGGAUAUUGACUAUCUUCUAUUAAAUUCUAAAAAGUGAAUCACAAACCUUAAGGAUGUUGUUUCAAGUGACUAGUAUUACUAGUAAGCCAAGAAAUUACAUAUAUUACUUCUGUGCAAUGAUUAUAUGAAAAAAUGACAGUUAACUUUGGGGGUUACCUAACUUGUAAAUUUUAAGAUAUAUAUUUAUAAUGUACCUUAUUAAUAAAGAACUAUUUUAGAAUUUU